This is a messenger RNA of Ictalurus punctatus (channel catfish), 3762 nucleotides long. RefSeq names its product C4b-binding protein alpha chain. The record is from RefSeq and is a predicted model, not a curated record. The coding region runs from base 362 to 1831 and encodes 489 amino acids. The transcript is spliced from 14 exons. Lineage: Eukaryota; Metazoa; Chordata; Actinopteri; Siluriformes; Ictaluridae.
GCUGCACUGCUUGGGGCUGUCUUCAGUAGCAGAAUGUAGCCUCCAGUUGAUGGGAACUCCCACCAGAUGUAGGGCAUCAGGAUGGAUCGGGCAGGUAUGGAGAGCAGAAAGAGUCAGGAUUACUGGCAUCUCAGGAAUAUCGUGUAGCUUGACAGAGACGGAGAGGGAGAGAUUAUUAGCUUGGAGUUAAACAGUGAGACUCUGUCUGAGUCCUGAACACUAAUUGGAAGGCUCUUCCAUAACUGUGGGGCUUUGUAAGAGAAAGCUGUUCCCCCUACUGCAACUUUCACUAUUCGAGGGUAACUUUCUAGGACAGAGCAACACCUUGAGCCUAUGUGGUGUCUAAUAUUUAUAGUUGAAGAUGUUGAGCUACAUGAUCAUCUGCUCUACACUUCUCAUGACUGCCGUAACGGUCCGAGCACAAUGUGAGAGACCUGAUGUUGGGGAAAACCGGAUUUUGACUGAAGACCAACAGACUUUUCCUGAUGGAUCCACUGUAACGUUCAAAUGUUCCACUGGUUAUAUUCCUGUGAAAUCAUCAGCUUCCAGAUCAAUCACCUGUACUGGAUCCCAGUGGAGCGAACUCGAACUUCAAUGCAAAAAAAGAACCUGUGGAAGUCCUGGCGAGAUUCCCAAUGGAAAGUAUAUAUAUCAACCUACAGACGGAAUUUCGUUUGGUGCAACCAUCACAGCAGAGUGUAAUGAAGGUUAUAUGCUUGUUGGAACACAAACAAGAAAUUGCAGAGAAAAUGGCUGGGAUGGGAGAGCUCCUAUAUGUGAAGUGACGAAGUGUACAAAGCCUCCCGGUAUAACAGAUGGCACUUUUGAACCAGAGUAUGACUCAUAUGAUUAUGGACACGCAGUCAUAUACUCUUGCAACAGAGGUCUUGAUCUUAUUGGACUUCCAGAAUUAACCUGCUCUAGUGAUGGAACUUUUCAGCCUUCUCCUCCUCGGUGUCUGCUUGUGUCCUGUGAGAGACCGGAAAUCCCAAACGCAGUUAGAACUGAAGGAAAAUCACCACCUUAUAAAUAUAACAACUUUGUCCGCUACCGGUGUAAUAAAGGCUACAGAAUGAAUGGGUCUGAUUACCUGGUCUGUACGGAAGAUGGGUGGAAUCCACCUCCUCCUCAGUGCAAUGUUAUUACGUGCUUAAAACCUCCUGAUAUAAACAAUGGAAUAUUUAACCCCCAGAAGGAGUUAUAUGAAUACGGAGAAACAGUCACAUGGUCUUGUAAUCAAGGUUUUAGACUUGGUGGCGCUUCAACAAUAUCAUGUACUGAUGAUGGAACAUUUCAGACGUCUCCCCAAUGUCUGGACGUGAUCUGUGAUAGACCUCAAAUUGAACAUGGAUAUAUUGACAGCACAGCAGAAUAUUUUGUAUAUAAAUCAUCAGUCCGGGUCCACUGUAACCAGGGAUACAAGAUGGAAGGGUCUGAUUACCUGACCUGUGAGGAAAAUGGAUGGAAUCCACCUCCUCCACGGUGCCACUUAAACGUGAUCUGUGAUAGACCUCAAAUUGAAAAUGGAUAUAUUGACAGCACAGAAAAAUAUUUUGUAUAUAAAUCAUCGGUCCGAGUCCACUGUAACCAGGGAUACAAGAUGGAAGGGUCUGAUUACCUGACCUGUGGGGAAAAUGGAUGGAAUCCACCUCCUCCACAGUGCCACCUAAGUCCAGUUCCUUGGAUUAGGAUCAUUUUAAUUGUUCUAGGAGUCCUGGUUUGUGCUCUUGUUUGUGUUGGUUGCUACUGCUGGAAGAAAAAGAAACAUAUAAAAACGAUUCAACUUGAUUCCAAACCCGAAGACGAUUCUCUAGUUCUCCACCAUUUAUAGACCAGAGGAAUCUUCACCCAAAAACAUGUACUGACUGACUGAGACCCAUACACAUCCCAGAGUCUCUCCAGCAACCUAAUUUGAUCAAGAUUGAUGCCAGCUUACCGGCAAGAAGGGGAGAAACAGCAAAGCUCAGUGUUCUCCUCUUGGAUUAUACAAGCAAUUACUUUUUCAUGUUGCCUUGCCUGAUCUUGUCUGUGAUCAUUUUCGUCGCAUUGAGGAAUUAUCGGAAGUUGUGCAUUAUUUUCCUUUGGGACUGAGUCACAGAACAUCAGUGCUUCUCACGAGCUCCCGGACUGAGGCGUGUUACCGGUGAGGCCGUUCCGACAUAUACAUUCACUCACGUUACCCUGGACCUUUACUGACAAUUCAAACGCACUCACACAGUUUUGUACAUUGUGUAUAAUUUGCUGUUCUCUGUAUUUUCUUUAACUUUUUGUAUAAUACACUUUGGAUUUUGGCAGAGUUACUGGUAGCAAGGUUUUUCUUUCUGGAGUGUAUAUAUAUCAAACAAAACUUAAAAGGGGGGGUAAAGCCAAGCUUUUUACACAUUUAUUAGUAGGUUUGAAUUGUGUGUAGUGUCAGACAUAUGAGUCCAUGUGAAUGAUCUGUUAGUAUUAAAAAAAAAAAAAAAAAAGCAUCCAGUAAGCAAGUGCGUUAAUAUAAACCUGUGAUUUGCCGUAACAGCUGGUACUAAGGUUAGAGCUACUGUUAUAGGCAAUUAAUCAAUGCCUUCUGAACUAUCCAAAUCAAGAAUUAAAUGGUCAUGUGAUUUGAUGUAAUAUACAGCUAUAUCUGCUUUAUUGUAUUAGAGUGCUGCAGAGAUGACACAUUUUUGUAGGUCAGCCCAGAAGUUAGCAUCACCCUGGUUCCCUUGACAAAAAGCCAAUAUAAUUUUUCCACUGGCUUUUAGAUUAUUGCAGAAAAUAAUCUCUAUGACCAACAAAAGUUUACAAUUCUUACACGUUUUGUUCAUCAAGAUAAUCAUCACAAAUUUCAUUUGAAUCAAAUUUUAUGAAUUUUGAAGUUUAAAUAGAAUCGCCAGAAGUAAAAGUUAAAGUUAUGCUACAAACAAACUACACCACAGUAGCAUGACUUCAUCACCACCACUAAGCUUCCGACAACUUUCAAUAUUUUUUUUUAAAGCACUAAAAUUGGAAAAUACUUUAAAUCGAUAAAUGUACAAGUCGGAAAGUUUGUGUUGGAAUAGUUUGCAAGAGCACGAUAUAAACAUUGUAGUAGAGGCUGUAGUAGUUGAGUUUUCCUGUUCGGCUUGAUGACCUUUAAUAUCCCCGACAACCUCUGUAGUCCCAUUUAGCCACUUUUUCAAGACGCGUAAAACUAAAAAAUCAUGAGUGGGCUAUUACAGAUGUAUUUUAUUUUGUAGAAUAUAACAUGACAACAUCUUCAGCUUGUGUUAACCAUAAAUCUUAUUUAAGGCAUUUAAACAAAAACCCAUUUUAAAAAUUCAUUGACUUUGAGACGAUGGAACCUGAAGUGCAAAAACACGAACUUAUUUCCAGGUGUUAGGACUCGUUCCUGCUGCACUCUAUGAUAUAGUAGCAUAACAUUGACCUUGUGACCAUUGUAUGUUUAGUUACACAAGGAGUGUUUUUUUUUCUUUCUUUCUUUUCCCUCCCUCUGUGAAUUCUUUUUGUAUCUACAUUCAAAGAAAGCCAAAAAUUGCUUUUACAUCACUUCAAUAUCAUCAAGCUGAUCUCAAUUGUUGAGUGUGGCAAAUAACAUUAUAUUAGAAUGAAUGACCGGAUAGAAACUUUUGUAUCGAAUGUCUGAGUGGUUCACUUCAGGACUGGGCUGUAAUUAAUAAUGAUGAAUUAUUUAAAAAGUAUUGCUUUGCUGUUACAUUGCACUAUUAAUAAAAUUUCACUGUAAAAAAAAACAAAAAUAAAAACAGUAGUUUAAAAAUAAAA